AAUUAAAAAAAUAAUAAUACUACGGCGGCUUUAAUCGAGUAGUAGUCUCCUUCGUCGGUCAUCUUCCUCUUCUUUUCAGUACAGCGAUCAAAACCCUAACUGCUGAUACUGUUGAAGUUGUCCAAGUCCGGAUGCAUAAAAUAUCAAUUCCAUACCGCACAAAGUAGUGACAAAGUGGACGGCAUAUGGGUUUGAAUAUUCGGCAAGCUUUCGUUGUUCUCUUGCUUUGCCUCUUCCUCUCCACCGGCAAAUCGGCUCGUCAACAGUUCCGGCGAGAUCCUGGUCAUCCGCACUGGCACCACAGCGCCUUCCACGAUGUGAAGGAGAGCGUCCGAUCUGAUAUCCGCCGAAUGCUUCACACUCGCGCAGAGGUCCCAUUUCAGGUCCCUCUUGAGGUUAAUGUUGUCCUUGUUGGUUUUGAUGGUGAUGGAGGAUAUAGGUACUCAUUGGAUGCAAAGAAGCUGGAGGAUUUCUUGAAAAUCAGCUUCCCAACACAUCGGCCCUCUUGCUUUGAAACAGGAGAACCUAUUGAUAUUGAGCAUCAUAUCGUAUAUAACGCAAUUCCUGUUGGUCAGCCAGAAUUAAUAUCCCUUGAAAAGGCUCUAAAGGAUGCAAUGAUCGCUGCCGGAACUGCUAGAGAGAAUGAAUAUGGAAGGGAGCUUACUCUCUUUGAGAUAGAAGCCACUAUGGUGGAGCCUAUGUUCCAAAAAUUAUACUCUUUUUUAUUUGACGAGGAAAGUGGCAGAUCCGCUGAAGAAAUGGACAGGCCUGUACCUACCGCAGUAUUUCUCACCAACUUUGACAAGGUUAGAAUGGAUCCUAGGAACAAAGAAACUGAUCUUGACAGUCUAAUGUACAGUAGAAUAGAGAAGCUUACUGAUGAACAGUUGAAAAGUCAAGAAGGAGAUUAUAUUUACCGUUAUAGGUACAAUGGAGGAGGGGCUUCUCAAGUUUGGUUGAGCUCUGGACGAUAUGCUGUGAUUGAUUUAUCAGCUGGCCCUUGUACAUAUGGGAAAAUAGAAACUGAAGAAGGCAGUGUCAGUUAUAGAACAUUGCCUCGGUUGUCCAGUAUCAUCUUUCCAAGGGGUUCAACUGCUGUUAAUGUUGGUUACACUAAUGACCUGCUGAUGGGACACCUCGGAGCUCUGGUUUCUACUACUAUUGAGCAUGUUAUAGCGCCAGACAUCAGAUAUGAAACUGUGGAUUUAACCACAAGGCUGCUGAUACCUAUAAUAAUAUUGCAAAAUCAUAAUAGAUACAACAUUCUUCAACCUGGUCACAAUUACAGCAUAGAUAUUCAAGCAAUUGAGCAAGAGGUAAAGAAGAUGGUACAUACUGGACAGGAAGUAAUCCUUUUCAGUGGAUCAUAUGCAUUGCAUCGCCAUGAAAAAUUAGCAAUUGCAGUUUCAAAAGCUAUGCGAGGUCAUUCUCUUCAAGAGACAAAGAAAGAUGGACGGUUUCACGUUCAUACUAGAACAUAUUUAGAUGGAGCAAUCCUUAAAGAGGAGAUGGAGCGUUCUUCUGAUAUGCUUGCUGCUGGUUUACUAGAGGUUGCUGAUCCUUCACUCUCGAGCAAAUUUUUCCAUCGUCAGCAUUGGAUGGAUGAAUCUGAUAGCAUACAAGAUGCCAUUAUUAAGCACAAGCCGCUGUGGGAGUCAUACUAUCCUCAGCGUAGCAGAUAUAAAAAGAAACAAGGGAAUGUGUACAAGACUUAUGGGACCAGAGUAGUCCCAGUGUUUGUGCUAUCUAUGGCUGGUGUUGACGCAAACCUUUUGAUGGAAGAUGAAAGCCUUGUGUGGACAAGCAAGGAUGUAGUUAUUGUCCUUCAGCAUGAUAAUGAGAAGAUACCUUUAAGCUAUGUUUCUGAAACAACAAAGCAGUAUGCCUUUCCCUCCAUGGCACAGCGUCACAUCCUUGCAGGAUUAGCAUCAGCAGUUGGAGGUUUAAGUGCGCCUUAUGAGAGAGCAUCACAUAUACAUGAAAGACCCAUUGUUAACUGGCUUUGGGCUUCUGGUUGUCAUCCAUACGGACCAUUCUCCAAUACAUCUAAAAUUAGUCAAAUGCUACAGGAUGUUGCCUUGAGAAGCUCCAUAUAUGCAAAUGUUGAUGCUGCUCUUCGCAAAAUAAGGGAUACUUCAGAAGCUGUUCAGUCUUUUGCAUCCGAGCACCUCAAGACUCCACUUGGUGAGCCUGUGAAAGGAAAGCGAAAUAGGUCUGCAACUGAUCUGUGGUUGGAAAAGUUUUACAAAAAGGUUACAAAUUUACCAGAACCGUUUCCACAUGAGCUUGUAGAGCGCUUAGAACAAUAUUUGGAUAAAAUUGAGGAACAAUUGGUGGAUUUAUCUGCACUUCUAUAUGAUCACCGGUUUGAAGAUGCAUACCAAAACAGUACCGACAUAUUCCAGAGUACCAUAUAUACUGAUCAUUAUGUAAAGCGCGUUUUAGUUGCUGAAAAGGAUAAAAUGAGGUGCUGUCAGAUCGAGUACAAAUUUCCUGCACGUUCUUCGCAAGUUUUCAUUUAUGGGGGAAUACUUCUUACAGGAUUCGUCGUGUACUUCUUUGUUAUCUUCUUUUCAUCCCCUGUUCGCUGAUAUCUUCUGAUAAUGGUUUAAUUAAGCUGCCUUCAAUUUUGUAGCCCACACCCAAAGAGAUGUUAGCGGCACUGACAUUUUCUCAACUUUAAGCAGGAUGAGCUCUCCAAUCAUCGGGUUGGUUUAUUUUAGGAUGGGUGUAAUAUAAAUUUUAAUUCAUUAUUUAUAUAUUGUAUUCAUCCUAAAGUAAAUCUAAUUAGUGUAAAACUCAUUGAUUUGGGUUAGCAUA
This is a messenger RNA of Dendrobium catenatum, 2820 nucleotides long. RefSeq lists its product as uncharacterized. The record is from RefSeq and is a predicted model, not a curated record. NCBI's taxonomy places the organism in Eukaryota, Viridiplantae, Streptophyta, Magnoliopsida, Asparagales, Orchidaceae. The transcript has 16 exons. The coding region runs from base 186 to 2591 and encodes 801 amino acids.